This is a messenger RNA of Musa acuminata AAA Group (dessert banana), 973 nucleotides long. RefSeq names its product ethylene-responsive transcription factor ERF011-like. Bases 91 to 588 code for a protein of 165 amino acids. The transcript has a single exon. NCBI's taxonomy places the organism in Eukaryota, Viridiplantae, Streptophyta, Magnoliopsida, Zingiberales, Musaceae. Gene Ontology annotation, molecular function: DNA binding; DNA-binding transcription factor activity. Gene Ontology annotation, biological process: regulation of DNA-templated transcription. The record is from RefSeq and is a predicted model, not a curated record.
ACCACAGCUAAGAUUUCCCAAUAUAUACGAUCGUAAUGAAGAGAGGGAGCUCAACAAGAAGAGAGGUUUGAGAGAGAGAGAGAGAGAGGGAUGGAGAUGGAGAUGGAGGGGCAGUUGCCACCAGAUAAAGCGGCAACGAGGUCGAAGGAGAGGCCCUUCCGAGGUAUAAGGAUGAGGAAGUGGGGGAAGUGGGUGGCGGAGAUCAGGGAGCCCAACAAGCGGUCCAGGAUAUGGCUGGGCUCCUACUGCACCCCCGUGGCCGCCGCCAAGGCUUACGACACCGCCCUCUUCUACCUUCGGGGCCGCACCGCCCGCCUUAACUUCCCCGAUGACAUCUCCAUCGACGACCGCGGGACGACGACCGACAUGUCGGCGGCUUCGAUAAGGAAGAAGGCCGCCGAGGUGGGCGCCAAGGUCGACGCGCUCCAGAUGAACGCUGCCGCGCUGUUCGGCUCUCAGGAGUACCCGCGUCGCGAAGGAGAGACUCGGUACAAGAACCCUGACCUUAAUCAGGCGCCGACCCCCGACACCUCCGAUGACAACUGGUGUCGCAGUGAGAAGGAGGAGAUGUUCAUAGGCUGUGAAUAGAGAGAGAGAGAGAGAGAGAGAGAGAGAGAGAGAGAGAGAGAGAGAUUUCUUUCUUUUGAUCUCUACUUGUAGGUUUUUAAUUUGUUGGUGAAGGAAGACAGAUUAGAAGAUGCUUUGUAGGAGUUGAACUCUUCAUUAUCCAUGUAAAGAGCUUCAAUGCAUGAUAUAACUAAUAGAAGUAGCUUCCUUUUCGUUUCCACUUCCACUUCCAUGCAGUAAUGGAGAGAGAGAGCAUAAAGAGAGAGAGAGAGAGAGAGAGAGAGAGAGAGGAGUGGAAGGCAUGCUUCCGCGACUUCCGGGUUAAAAGGCGGUUGCCUAAGACAUUAAAUCGCUAUAGGGUGUCUCCACAUACCGAUGAAUAAAUCUUCCUAUUCUCCCUUUGCUA